This is a messenger RNA of Nothobranchius furzeri (turquoise killifish), 2070 nucleotides long. Its product is annotated as neuroplastin. Gene Ontology annotation, molecular function: cell-cell adhesion mediator activity. Gene Ontology annotation, cellular component: plasma membrane; axon. NCBI's taxonomy places the organism in Eukaryota, Metazoa, Chordata, Actinopteri, Cyprinodontiformes, Nothobranchiidae. Gene Ontology annotation, biological process: homophilic cell-cell adhesion; dendrite self-avoidance; axon guidance. The record is from RefSeq and is a predicted model, not a curated record.
UCGAAAUAUCGCGGGAUUUAGGCUGAAAGAACGGUGGUUUCCUCUGAGCACCGGGGCAGGCAGCAGAGCCGCACAGGUAACCAGCUGGAGCCGCAGCAUCCGCGUUAGAACACCCUCAGACACCUCCCCCUCUGGAGCUUCCGUCCGGAGCGCCGCCACCCGCUCAGGUCACCUUCCAGCCUCUCCACCGGCAUUUUCCACCGAGCAUCUCCGUCAGAAGAUGACACCUGGCAAACGCAGAGCCGCAGUCAUGUCCUUAACGGUGGCGAUAUUUGGGAUGUUGAUGCUGCAGUCCGUCUCCUCUCAGAGCGAGCCAACAAUUGUUGCGUCCGAGCACGCCACCAUCACAGAAAUCAUGGACAGUAUCACUCUGCAGUGCAACCUCACCAGCUCCUUCUACGAGCCCUAUGAAAACUACUGGAUGAAGAACGGAGAGAUGAUCCCUGAAUCACAAAGCUCAAACCCGAACACUGAAUACAGGGUGAACAAACCAAGAGGAGAUGACGCAGGAGUGUACAUGUGUGUCUACAACUUCCACAAUGCUCCAUCUGCCAACGCCACCAUCGAAGUUAGAUCUGCCCCCAUGAUAACCGGCCACAAGCGUAGUGAGAAUAAGAAUGAGGGGAGUCGUGCUGAGCUCAGCUGUAAGUCUGUGGGCUAUCCCCACCCUGCCUGGUCCUGGUUCAAGAUGGAAGACAGCAGUGUGAAGGAAAUCGACAACUCAACCGGACGCUUUGUCGUGGUCAACGAGGGGAACCACACCAAGCUCCUCAUCGCCAACUUGGAUAUUGACCUGGACCCUGGCGAGUACCAGUGCAACGCCACUAACAGUUAUGGCAGCGACAGCGAGGUGUCUGUGCUGAGGGUUCGCAGCCGCUUGGCUCCCCUGUGGCCUCUUCUGGGAGUUCUGAUUGAGAUCAUCAUCCUGGUCGUCAUCAUCGUUGUUUAUGAGAAGCAUAAGAAGCCUGAGGAUCUACAAGACGAUGACGACCUAGCUGGGCCGGCGAAAACCAAUUCAACCAACAACCACAAAGACAAGAACCUCCGCCAGAGGAAUACCAACUGAGGAGGCUGUCCACUGAAUCUCAUUGACCACAUAUUGACCACAUGAAGGUAAACUAGAAGCGACUCCAUCCCAGUGUAAAGGAUGUAUUUGCCAUUAAACACAUGAUUGUGAGUUGGGAGGGUUCAGUGAGGCAUGCCUUAUCUUUCACGUCAGGAGGGUGUGUGACACAAAAGUUCCAGAGUUGACAUUCUAAACAUUGUUGCUGCAUGCGAUUGUUGACAUUUUAGGUUUUAUUUUAUUAUUCUUCAUCAUUAAUAUUUCUAAUUUUACUACUUCUAAGAUAAUGCAUGCAAAAUGUUGACUUUCUGUUUGAUAAAGAAAUACUUUUUUCUCUUGAGGGUGGCUUCAUGUAGAAACUCUGUACUGUGAAAAACUAAACUGCAGUGGAAAAGAAAAAGACAAUGUGGUGUGACAGAUGUGUACAGUUUUAUUAUUCCUGUGUAAACCUGUCAUUCAUUUUAUCUGACUAUCUAUAUAAAUAUAUUUAUCACAUUUAAGGGCUUUGCAGUGUCCCUCUAAAAUUGGUUAAGAUUUACUUUAUGUAUGUAAUGUAUGUAUUACAACACUAUAAAUAAAUAUCAGAUCGCCAGUAUUUUUAUCCAUAUUAUAUGAUGCAUUUAAAUGUUGAGAAAAAAUGAAACAAGUUUAUAAAAUGCUUUGAGAAACUCUAUUAAACAUUUGAAUGUUUUAUUUUGUAAGUAUGUGUAUUGUACAGCAUGGCUAUUAUCCUAUGCAAUUAUUAUCCAUAUCAAUAUAUUGAAAGACAUUGCAGCUUCUGAUUUUCUGUGAAAAAGCUUUAAACUAGUAUGUUCACCGUAGAGCAUUGAUGGUAUAUAACACACACCUGCAUGAGUUUGGGUCAAGUGACGUGGGCGGAGGGAGGUGUGUGUAUGUGUAUGUGUGUAUAAGAAAAACCCACGUCAGAGCUGAAACGUGAAGAAACUCCAAGGUCACAAUCAUUUUUAAAAAUAAAAAUCUGAAGGAAAAUAAAACCCUGAAUCUUG